This is a messenger RNA of Pipra filicauda (Wire-tailed manakin), 1342 nucleotides long. It is a transcript of the gene POLR1C, whose product is annotated as RNA polymerase I and III subunit C. Gene Ontology annotation, biological process: DNA-templated transcription. The transcript has 9 exons. The record is from RefSeq and is a predicted model, not a curated record. Gene Ontology annotation, molecular function: DNA binding; protein dimerization activity. Gene Ontology annotation, cellular component: RNA polymerase III complex; RNA polymerase I complex. Lineage: Eukaryota; Metazoa; Chordata; Aves; Passeriformes; Pipridae. The coding region runs from base 163 to 1143 and encodes 326 amino acids.
GGAUGCAUGACCUUCAUACUGUUCCUGCAAGGAACACCAAAAACAGACCACCGGCCUAGCAAUUCAUCUGCACUGGGAUAUGAACAGCAGCUGCGAGCACCCAGCUGUAGUACAGCUGAUGGCUUUCAGAAAAGGAGCAACUGAUCUCUAAGGUCACGUCAAAUGAUUCAGGUCCACACCACCGACUUCCCCGGAAACUACCCCGGCUACGACGAUGCCUGGGACCAGCAGCGCUUCGAGGAGGCGUUCCGCGUGGACGUGAUCCGUGAGGAGGGGGACUCGCUGGAGUUCGACAUGGUGGGCAUCGACGCCGCCAUCGCCAACGCCUUCCGCCGCAUCCUGCUCGCCGAGGUGCCAACGAUGGCUGUAGAGAAAGUCUUUGUGUACAACAACACAUCCAUUGUGCAGGAUGAAAUUCUGGCUCAUCGGUUGGGCCUCAUCCCAAUCCGAGCUGACCCUCGGCUCUUUGAGUAUAGAAACCAAGGAGAUCAAGAAGGCACAGAAAUUGAUACUCUGCAGUUUCAGCUGAAAAUAAAAUGCAGCCGAAACCCUCAGGCAGCUAAGGAAUCAUCUGAUCCUGAUGAACUAUAUUGCAAUCACAAAGUGUACAGUAAACAUAUGACAUGGGUGCCCUUGGGGAAUCAGACAGACCUUUUUCCGGAUGCUGACUUCCGACCUGUUCAUGAUGAUAUCCUCAUUGCAUUGUUGCGACCUGGACAGGAAAUAGAUGUGCUUAUGCACUGUGUCAAGGGUAUAGGUAAAGAUCAUGCCAAGUUUUCUCCUGUGGCAACGGCCAGUUAUCGACUGCUUCCUGACAUUACUCUCCUGAAGCCUAUUGAGGAUGAGGCGGCUGAGACAUUGCAGAAGUGCUUUUCCCCUGGAGUCAUUGAGAUCCAGAAUAUCAAGGGGAAAAAGGUGGCAAGAGUCGCCAAUGCACGGCUGGACACAUUCAGCAGAGAAGUUUUCCGUCAUGAGGGUCUGAAAAACCUUGUGCGCCUGGCAAGAGUACGAAACCAUUACAUCUUUUCAGUGGAGUCGACGGGUAUCUUGCCUCCAGAUGUGCUGGUGAGUGAAGCCAUCAAGAUCCUGAUGGGAAAGUGUCAGCGUUUCCUGAAUGAGCUGGACUCUGUGCCUAUGGAGUGACCAGGCUGUAGAUGGGAAGCAUAUCCCUGCACUGCUCUUCCAGGCUUCCUGCACCUGCCUGUAGAGGUGAUUCCUCUUCCAUAGGCAAGAGGCUUGAUGCAGGCUUGCCAAGAGUCCUUGGACCAUCUCUUUGGAUUUGUUUUCUGUUGGUAAUUAGCCUCAGUGAGGAGAUAUGUUAAAAUAAAGGCUUUUCUUUAAA